Messenger RNA from Anisakis simplex (herring worm), 510 nucleotides. The record is from the annotation of a GenBank genome assembly. NCBI's taxonomy places the organism in Eukaryota, Metazoa, Nematoda, Chromadorea, Rhabditida, Anisakidae.
AUGCCCGAAUCGAGUGCGCGUUCUAUUUCAAAUUCAUUCGUCCCUGACAGUGUGGCGUCGUGUAUUUCUGCAGAAAUAGCAGCCGCCUUAGGCAACAAGGCGUUCUCGAAUCAAGCGUCAAGAAUAGAAUCGGAUUGUGCACAAAAAUUAUCAUCACCUUUGCUGCUUGGCUUAAGAUCGCGUGCGAUGACAAAACGAGUCAGAGACUGUGUUGCAGCUGGAGGCAUAUUACCAUUCUGUAGUUCACGCCAUGGAGACAAGAACUGUACGAAAUGGUUCGAGCAAUGCUCUAAAACAUAUGAAUUCAACGUAACCGUGACAAAGAAUGGAACUUAUAAACGUCUUCCUCGCUGGUUAGCUAGCUGCAUUCUGACAAAGGAUGUUCGAACUGAAUGCUUGAAGCGAAUGAACAAAACAAAAUGCGACGAGCUCGAGAACCGAUGUGCUGGCGAUGUGUUCGACCCAGACCUGCUGAAUGCCGAUCAGCUUCUGUGCAUUUAUGGCGAAUGA